Lymnaea stagnalis (great pond snail) is the source of this 2156-nucleotide messenger RNA. Lineage: Eukaryota; Metazoa; Mollusca; Gastropoda; Lymnaeidae. The record is from the annotation of a GenBank genome assembly.
GUUAGACAUACCAGUGCAGUGUUAGACGUACUAGUGGCGUGUUAGACGUACCAGUGCCGUGUUAGAAGUACCAAUUCAAGGUUUGACAUACCAGUGCAGUGUUAGACAUACUAAUGCAGUGUCAGACAUACUAGUGAAUUGUUAGACAUUUCAGUACAGAUUGAGACGUACCUGUACAUUUUUAGAUAUAACAGUGCAUUGUUAGACGUACAAGUGCAGUGUUAGACAUGCCAUUGCCGUGUUAGACAUACAGUGCAGGGCUGGUCAUAGCCAUACAAACAUCUAUCGAUUCCAUAAACUUUGGACCAAAUAUUUCUUAUUAGUCGACUUGAACGAGGUGGAAUAAUCGGAUACACUUUUUUUUACAACAGCAUGGGUAAGUUUUUGCAUUAAUUGCUCUUUAAGAACAAGGCACUUAUUAAAAAUAAUAAUUAAUAAAGUUAUCCCAGUAUUACCCUAUUACAGCACCAGCAGCAGUAGUGACCGUCUUAUAUACAUGUUUCAUUAUGCUGACGAUAAUUUUAUUUCAUUUAUGACCCACAGAAAAAAAAAAGUUAUUUUGAUAAUUUUUUUUAAAUUUAACAUUGCAGGUGUAAUAGAAAUACUUGAGGUAAAAAAACGUGAAGACUACAAGAAGAGCUACGAACAGUGUGAAGACUACAAGAAGAGCUACGAACAGUGUGAAAAAAACCACCAUGAUAAGUUUUAUAACUUUGAAGAUAUCUCCAAGUUACCGCUACCGUCCGAGCCAUAUCAAGGCAUGCUGCGAAUACAACUUCUUCACAUGGCACUGCUCACGGCUCACAUCAAAGUCGAUGGAGAAAAAUUGAGGUUUGGAAGUGGCAUGGUGCAGAGGGUCAGACUGGCCAGGGGAUCUCGCUGCCCGAUGGAAAAGUGCAGAAAAGAGGGGAAAUGCCACCAAUGGGCGAUUGUCACCGUGUCAACAGUGAACCACGUGGUGGGUACGCACGAGGAGGCGGCCAAUACUUCUGUCAAGCUGUUCUACAACAAGGAUUCUCAAAAAGUCCGGAAAAAGCGAAGAAAAAUAAAAACCCUCAAAGGCUGCAAAGUUAUCCACACGGAUAAAGAUAUCGGCGAUUUCGAUUGGUGCGCUUUUGAUAGCGUCACGCAUGACAUAACUCUUGCCAGAAAGCUGCGUGGAUACAUCGAAACUUUGGAGAACUUGCAGAAACGGGUUUACGACCAAAUCAAGGAUAAACGGAAGGAGGGCCGUGCCAUGGUCGUCAUUGUGAGUCACCCUCACGGUGGACCAAAGAAGGUCAGCGUCGGUCGAACGGUCGGCGACCGGGAGACGAUGAAGGAGGUCAGGGACAGUCAGGUGUGGUGCCGGUACCGGUACGAUGCGGUCACCUGCGGUGCGAGCAGCGGUGGCCCGAUCUUUAUAGCUGGGCAGCCUGUAUGUGGAUUCGGCUACUGGUUCGGCCAUCCACACAACCACGCUGGUACAGAUGGAGACAAUUACAGCUCAGUCGGUGUCGACCAUACUUUAUAGGCAAAUACCUUUGAGUUUGACUGUACUUUAUAGGUAAACACCAUUGAGUUUGACUGUACUUUAUAGGUAAACACCCUUGAGUUUCAAUAUACUUAAUAGGUAAAUACCCUUUUGUUUGACUAUACUUUAUAGGCAAUUACCCUUGAGUUUUACUAUACUUUAUAGGUAAAUACACCUGGGUUUGACUGUUUGACUAUACUUUCGAGGUAAAUACACUUUGGUUUGACUAUACUUUCUAGGUAAAUGUCCUUGGGUUUGACUAUACUUUUUCGGUAAAUACACUUGGGUUUGACUAUACUUUCUAGGUAAAUUCUCCUGGGGUCGACCAUACAUUAUAGGAAAUAUGUAAGGAAUUAAUUGUUGGAAAAUUGACCGAUUCAAUUAGCUCUGAUUCACACAAAUAUAUUUUUUUCCCUAGAAAAUUGUGGCGUCACAUGAAUUACAGGAGAACUUUGCUAUCCAAGCUCGUUAAUUUCCAAUAAAAAAUGUAGCUGUCUCCAUAAAGCCAGUCUUGUAAAUUCUAUGAUUAUUGAAAGACUUAAUUGCUCUGUUAAAAAAUGUAUGUAUUUUAAUACGUAUUUGUUUCCUUAUAGUACAAUAUUAUUAAGCAUCUCAGUGUUCUUUUCAGCAACGAAUUAUACCC